GUUUGCCUAGAGAUGUCAAUUUAAGUUUAGUUGUAAAAAUGGCUCGCCGAAAGGCGUUGUCCGACGAUAUGCGAAAUUCCAUUGUAGCUGUACACAAAAAUGGAGUUUCCAGGCAAUUGCAAAAAAUCUGAGCAUCCUCAAGGAACAGUAAGAAAGAUUAUCUCACUGUUUAAGCAAAAUGUACAUAUUGACAUAAAAAUUAGAAAUGGCCGUCGAUCGAAGAUUACAGAAAGAGAUGAGCCAGCUCUUCUUGCAAUUAUUAAACAUAAUUGCAGAGCUGUAUCGAGGGAAAUAGCUGUAAAAGGGUCACAUGUGAUUGGUAAAAGAGUUUCAAAGAAUACUUGUUUAAGAUCAAUGAAAAAAAUGGGAUAUUCAUUCUACAAAGCAAAGGAAAAGCCACUUGUUUCUUUCAAACAAAGAAGAAACUGACUUCUAUGGGCAAGAGAGCAUAAAUACUGGGUACAACAUCAAUGGGAUUCAGUUAUCUGGAGUGAGGAAUCCAAGUUUGAAGUAUGUGUUGGCGAUUCACGUAGCAGAAUUAUCCGCACGCGAGGAGAAGAAUAUCACACCGACUGUCUCAAGAAAAGGGUUAAAUUCCCAGCGUCUGUAAUGAGACACCUCAAGAGCCGCGUUUGGGCCAAUAAACCGACGUCGAUUGCUCAGCUCAAGCACAUUUCCGAGAUGUCGGCUAUCCCACGAGCGAUGUGCCAGCGAGUUUUCACGAAUUUGAAGACUAGAUUCGAGGAGUAGGUACGUCUCGAUGGCUCACAACUCAAUGAUGUUCUUUUAAAAAUAAAAUUUCCAUAU
Acanthoscelides obtectus is the source of this 807-nucleotide messenger RNA. NCBI's taxonomy places the organism in Eukaryota, Metazoa, Arthropoda, Insecta, Coleoptera, Chrysomelidae. The record is from the annotation of a GenBank genome assembly.